Ictalurus furcatus (blue catfish) is the source of this 1310-nucleotide messenger RNA. RefSeq lists its product as uncharacterized. The record is from RefSeq and is a predicted model, not a curated record. Bases 1 to 867 code for a protein of 288 amino acids. Lineage: Eukaryota; Metazoa; Chordata; Actinopteri; Siluriformes; Ictaluridae. The transcript is spliced from 3 exons.
AUGGCUGAGCCUCAUCCUGGAAGAACCACCUUCUUGAUCAUGGUAUCUCCCCUACCAGGUAAGUAUGAGUGGAAUACGGCCUGCGGAGCGCCGCUACAACCACACACAUCCUUUACCGUCAUGUGUCUAAAUGUUUUUUAUACUCUAUACACUUUUGUAGAAGAUUUGCGUGAUCUUUGCCGGUUCUAUGGAGAAGACAUCAACAACAGUGAUCCAGGGUUGGCACCUGCUUGGCCUGACGAUCCAUCUGUCUCUACACAAACCUCUGCUUGCUUGUCGGACAUCUCGGUCUGGAAAUGGGAACACCACCUUAAGCUCAACUUGGCAAAAACUGAGCUUCUCGUCAUCCCAGCCUGCCCCUCAAUCAACCACAACCACACUGUACAGUUCGGCUCAACCACACUCAAGCCAACCAGGACAACCAGGAACCUUGGGGUGAUUCUUGAUGACAGCUUGACCUUUACUGACCACAUUUCAACAACUGCACGGUCCUGUAGGUUCAUCCUGUACAACAUCAAGAAAAUCAGACCCUAUCUCACUGAACAGGCUACACAGCUACUUUUCCAGGUUCUUGCCAUCUCAAAACUGGGCUGUUACAAGGCACUACUCUCGGGCCUCCCAGCCAGCUCCAUCAAACCCCUUCAGAUGAUUCAGAAUGCAGCAGCACGCCUCGUCUUCAACCAGCCCAAAAAAACCCAUGUCACACCUCUCUUCAUCUCCCUUCACUGGCUUCCUGUAGCCGCCUGUAUCAAAUUCAAGGCCUUCAUGCUCAUGUACAAGACGUGGUGUGGAACAACACCCUACUACCUCAACACUCUCCCUGAGGUUUACGUUCCCUCACGCAAUCUGCGAUCAAUCAAUGACUGACGCUUAGUAGUGCUUACUCAACGUGGCUCAAGGUCCCUUUCCAGAACCUUCACACUAUCUGUCCCUUGCUAAAAACCCACCACUUCCGUGAACACCUAACCAACCCAUAAAACAAACAAACAAACAAACAAAAACCUACUCUGGCUCUUACACUUCUACUCUGCACACGUUGAAGAAUUCAAUUAAAGAUAUAUUGUAUGGUAGCACUACUUGCAUUGUUCUCUGCUAGAGAUAUCGCUUUGCUUGUAUUUUCUCAUUUGUAAGUCACUUUGGAUAAAAGCAUCUGCUAAAUGAAUAAAUGUAAAUAAUUCUGAAUAAUAAGUGUAAGUGUAUGGAAAAUUAUAUUAUAAACCAAGACCAAAUUAAUGUGCAUAAAUUUAUAACAUUGAUACGCAGAACAAAAUUAGUUCACGUUGAUUUGAUGUGCUGAAAAAAUUUAGCAC